ACUGUAAUACAAUAUAUAGACAGUCCCUUAUGUUUGUUGAUAUAGUGAGCCAUUGAUAUGAAUUGUAUGUAAAUUAUGAUUCAAUUGAUUGACUGAUUGAUUGUUUACAUGAAUAACAUUUCAUCGAUUUGACAGAAAUGCCGGAAAAGAAAAGCAAAAGUGAGUCCAACGGCUCUGUUAACCAAACAAUCGCCGAUAAAUGCAAAGUCAACGGUGAGACCAAUUGUGGUCACAAUUCAGGAAACACUUUAGUAUUGAAUCACGAAAGAGGAAGAAGUGCUUUCUCUCCCUAUCGGCCCUCAACUGUAUUAACAAAUCUUCAGCGCGGAAACAUCCAAACGCAGACACCGACCAAUUGGCCCGAAAGGACUAUUCAUGAGUUGGCAGCGAUGGGAGAGUUGUUUGUUCAAAGUUUAGACGGUGUGGUCAUAGAUGAGUUGGAUGAUCAAGGAUUUAGUCCACUGCUUUGGGCCGCAUCUUAUGGUCAGUUGACGACAGUUAAGCUGUUGAUAUCAAAAGGAGCCGAUAUUAACAUUUGUGGCAAACAUGGAGAGACUGCUCUACUAUUAUCUGUGGCUAACGGACACAUCCACGUACUUAAAGAGUUGAUUAACAAUGGAGUUAAUAUCAAUGACACCGAUGAGGAUGGCAACUCAGGCCUUAUGUUUGCUGCCUUUGGAAACCACGCUCUCUGUGCUAAUGAACUUUUGAAAGCCGGCGCCGAUAUUACUGUUGAAAACAGCUUUUUGGACACAGCUUUCACUAUUGCCAUCAAAAAGAAGAGCAAACAGGUUCAAUUGAUUCUUGAAAAACAUAUUCUUCAGCUCUUCAAUUAAGUUCAACCGAUAUUUAAUGUAUUUUAUUUUAUAAAUUUUAAUUUAUUAUAAGUUAUAUUAUUAUUUUUACAAUAAUUGUAAUAUUAAUAUUAAUCAUUUUACCUAUUAUUGUUA
Molecule: messenger RNA, 950 nt
Organism: Oppia nitens
Lineage: Eukaryota; Metazoa; Arthropoda; Arachnida; Sarcoptiformes; Oppiidae
Product: ankyrin repeat family A protein 2-like
Exons: 5
Coding region: 138-836 (232 amino acids)
Biological process (GO): protein ubiquitination
Cellular component (GO): cytoplasm
Molecular function (GO): ubiquitin-protein transferase activity; protein binding
Source: RefSeq, a predicted model, not a curated record